Molecule: messenger RNA, 679 nt
Organism: Solanum tuberosum (potato)
Lineage: Eukaryota; Viridiplantae; Streptophyta; Magnoliopsida; Solanales; Solanaceae
Exons: 3
Coding region: 1-468 (155 amino acids)
Cellular component (GO): chloroplast
Source: RefSeq, a predicted model, not a curated record
AUGAGGAAAAAGGAAAAGUCAGUUGAGGAUUUAUUGAAGCAACAGAUUGAAAAACAAGAAUACUUUGACGGAGGAGAUGGUGGUGGAGAUCAUCCAGGUGGUGGCGGUGGAGGUGGUGAUGACGCUUCUGGUGGAGCAGAGGAUGAAGGCAUUCCAGGGAUCUUGGAUGAGCUAGGACAAGUAGUCUUGGCAACUAUGGGCUUCAUUUGUUUGUAUAUCUACAUAAUUGAAAGCGAGGAGAUCACAGUGUUUGCAAAGGAUAUUCUCAAGUUUAUCUUUCUAAGGCAGAAGAGUAUUCGUCUUGGGCGCACAAUAGCACGGUGGGAAAGCUACUUCAAAAGCCUGAGUGAGAAAGAAGUAGAUCCAUAUUGGUUGGAAAGUGAGAUUCUUAAUACUACUACUUGGUACGACGGCCCCACAAAGUAUAGACGCAUUCUCAGACGGUUGCAAUCCGAUUCUGAUUAUUGAUAGGGAACCUUUUCUCUGUGCUGUCAAAUUUUGUACUGGUUUAAACAGUUUCUUGUUGCCUGUUUGAGUAAGAGUAUGAAUGAAGAACAGGGAAAAAACGUUCAUUCAUGUAGAAUUUCUUGUCAUUUGUAUUUUUAUUUUAGCUUUUCGUAUUUGGUGAUGAGGUAUGAUUCAUGGAUCAUUCAGUUAAAGAAUAUUGUGUUUGAUGAAA